Molecule: messenger RNA, 293 nt
Organism: Linum tenue
Lineage: Eukaryota; Viridiplantae; Streptophyta; Magnoliopsida; Malpighiales; Linaceae
Source: the annotation of a GenBank genome assembly
AAAAGUGAUGGUGCAGAUUUCGCAUCUUCUGGCAGGCACGAUUUCAGCCGUGGGAUGUGGGCGGGUGUUACCUCAUCCACUCACUCCAUGUUUCUUCUCUUCGGCAAACGAUCAUGUCAUCAUGUGUACUAACAAACACUAACUAGCAUGCUAAUCAAGUCGCCAUCAGCAAGUAAUGUUAAAAGGCUAUCGGGUCAAGGAAGAUCAUCUUGGCCAAUGAAGGAAUGAUGAUUCACCUUACUAUUCACUCGUCGCGAAAAGCUAAGAACAUGAUGUCGACUGAAAAGGAUUAG